AUGAGCUUCCCUCAUUUCAAGCCGUGGAAGGGUUGUUUACAGCCACCUUCGCCACUCUUCUUGUUUCUCUUCUUCUGCGUCUUCUCAUCAUUUGUGACCCGGGUGGUUCAAGCCCAGACUCAGAAAGGUAACAUAGCUCCCUACUCUUCUGCUUCAUCCUGCUUCCCUCCCUUGUGGUUCCUCAGACUGGACCCUCACUUUUGUAAAACAAUGGCACUCUAAAGAGUUGAUAUGUUGAAGGCGUUGCAGGCUUCAUAAGCGUCGAUUGCGGCUUCGCAGAUGGCUCGGAAUAUCAAGACGACGAAACAAGAGUAACAUACAUUGGCGACUCGCAAUUCAUCGACACAGGGGAGAACCAUAUCGUCCCAGUCAACUCAUCUUCGCGUCCAUAUCGAACCCUCCGCAGCUUCCCCAACGGGACUCGGAACUGUUAUACGCUGUCCCCGGUGCAAUCCGGCGACAGGUACCUUAUUCGAGCCGGAUUCCUCUAUGGCAACUACGAUGGCCGGGGUUCUCCCCCCAUCUUCGAUCUCCACAUCGGGGUCGAUUUCUGGACCACCGUCGAACUGGAAUCCGACAGCCCUAGUACUUCAGAGAUCAUCAUGGUGGCACCCGCGGAUCUUAUACGGGUGUGUCCUGUCAACACGGGCAAAGGCACACCCUUUAUAUCCACGCUCGAGUUGAGGCCUCUCCUUCAUUUCAUGUAUCCUCUCGCAAACGCAUCUCAAUCUUUGGUCAACCGUCUGCGCUGGAACUAUGGAAUGGCGAACAGACUAACGUGGCUAUACUUUAAAACAAUCUAUCUCCACUAUUUGCUGAUCAUUUCUUUUUCCCACUCCGCUUCUUUGCCAGAGAUUGCUUUGAUUAUUGAAUCACCAAAUAUUAUGAAACCAAGUCAAGGCAUUAUACUCUCUUUCCGGAGGGCGAUGCCAGCUGGAAACUCAGAACAGGUCAAUGGGGCACCAACGAUGAGAGAAGGGCUGUGUAGUAGGCUUUUAAGCUGGGUAUGGUAAAUGCCGGAUGGGGCAAGCCCAUUGGUACUGUAUCUAGGUUGAGUAUAAACCACGGGUACUUAAAAUAAAUGGGACAUCUUUCUUGCAACGUUCUACUGCAAACACAGGCGAUAACAAAUAGAGAUGACGAUGCAUUUUUUUUCUCUUGAAGGUUUCCGGAUGACCCUUACGACCGCUUCUGGGACGGUGUCGCCACAAAUUUCUUUACAUUGAACACCUCCAACGAAGUUGUGGCAACAGAAGGAGAUGCUUUUCAAGUUCCCUCUCCUGUUUUAAGAUCGGCCAUCUCUGGAUCACGCAACAAAUUUCAUCUAGAUAGCUGGCAAGACAUUGGAACCUUCGGCGACAAGAUAUUUAUUGUCAUGCACUUUGCAGAGCUACAGAAGCUCAACACAGCCAACGAGUCAAGAAGAUUGAAUAUCUAUGUGGUAGAUGGUACCGUUUUGUUGUUCCCCGAUUACAGGCCCCCUUACUUAAGGGUAGAUCAUAAAGAGAUCGUCGAUGAUCAGCUUUCGAUAUCAAGAGUUUACAACAUCUCUAUCCGUCCCACAAGCUCGUCCACUCUAUCUUACAUCAUCAAUGCGCUUGAGAGUUUUGUAGUGAGGAAAAUGAACGAGUCACAAACUGACGGUCGUGAUGGUAAGACAUCGUCUGGUUGCCCUUUGCCCUCUCCUAUUUCACAUUCACGACAUAGCUGUUGCUAUGCUCACUACUAUUUUAUCAACUUCUACUGCAUCGUCGUACACCGACCUAGAAUUCAUCAACAUUAGGGGUUCCAUGCGCUGAAAAUUUGUCAAGUGCUGCUGUCUCGUUGCCCUUUAUUAUAUUUCGUUCUGAGUGUGUUGCUCAUUUAUAUCAAAACAUCUGAGAUGGUAUGUACUUUGUGUAUCAGUUGCUGCCAUUGACGAAAUCAAAAGAGUAUUAAGGCUUGUGAGAAAUUGGGAGGUCGACCCAUGUUCUCCAAGAGAAUAUAUUUGGGAUGGAGUCAAUUGUACCUACUCUGAAGACUCUAGAUCCCUGAGGAUUACUUCUCUGUGAGUGCAGUUCAUAAAAAACCAAACGUGUGGAGGAAAAAAAUUAGAAGGGAAAUGGUAGAAGCUUAUUCAUAGAUGCAUGAUUGCUCACAUGGUUCAUAAUUUGAAUUGUGCAGGAACUUAUCAUCAAGCGGUUUGGACGGCCAAAUUCCUAGUUCGAUUGGUAACCUGACAGCUCUUACAACGUUGUAAGCUAUGGUUUCCAUGAUUAUUAGUGCUUGAGAACAAAUAAUAAAAUGCUUUCUUCAUAUUUAUCCAUCAUACUUGACAUAUAAAUCAUAAUAAAGAUGCUACAAAAAGUUUUAUUCAAGUUUCCUUUCUUCGGUCACCAGCAAUAUAUGGUAAAUUGUAACAACUAUUAAAACCUACCCACUUUCAGAGAUUUUUCAGAUAACAAUUUGACAGGGCCAGUACCGGAUAUUUUGGGAGAGUUACCGUCUCUUCGAUUCAUGUAAGUUUCCUUUCUACCUUUAUCCAAUACUAGUUAACCACUCUGAUGCUUGAGAUUCUCUUAAGGUAAAGUUUAUGUGAUCGUGUAGAAACUUGUCUGGAAACAAAGCCAUCGGGGUCAUUCCUCAAAAUCUUUGUGAGAAGAUGUCCAAAGGUUCUCUUUCCUUCAGGUUAGUAAACCCACCAACAAUGAAAAUGGUGUUCAUUAUGAGUAAAUUCUGGCAUCAGAAUAUACAAAAAAACUGAAUAAUGAGGUAUAAUUACAGUCUUAUUUUUUUUCAGCGUAUGAAUACAAUGAUUGAACAGCUCCUGUAAAAUGAAGAUGAUGACUGGAGAUCUUAAUGACACGAAAGCUAAAAUAUUAGAAUAAUUUAUAACACAUCUAGUAAAAAAACUUUAAUAGAUUGUGUCUUUUUUUAGGUUUCACACAAGUACAUUUAGUGGCUAAAAUUUAUUAUGAAUAUAAUUUCUUUGAGAUGUAUUCUUCAGUGAUAAUCCUUUCUUGCUGACAGUAUGAAUGGUGAGCUGAAGCAAUGCAAGAAUUCUAACACCAACAAUAAGAAGGCUGUCAUUCCUGUGACAAUAACAGCCUCGAUAAUCAUUACAAUUUUAUUUGUUGUAUCCUUUUGGAUAAUCCGAAGGAAGCUAAAAUCUCAUUCUUCUGCAGGUACAUUGCAUAUACUUUUCUUUUUGUAUAUAAAUGUUCACAACACUAAACCUGUCCAAAUAAUGAAGAAACGUUUUCAUUGUUUAUGAUAUUUAAAUUUUUUAGGUGUCUUGAAUAAAAACAACUACAGUAGAAGUACUGCAAUGGAUGGCAAUGGCUGGAAAAGGGAAAGUGUGCAAUAUACAUAUGAAGAAAUUAGACAAAUUACGCAAAACUUCCAACAGCAGAUUGGUAAGGGGGGAUUUGGGAUUGUUUAUCUUGGUCACUUGAGAGAUGGAACUAUGGUUGCAGUAAAAGUUCUUUCUUCAUCAUCUUCACAAGGAUCUAAAGAAUUUGAAGCAGAGGUACAAUUAAGUAUUCAAUAUAUCAAUAUUAAAAAAUAUUUUUUUGUCUAGUUACAUGAUGUAGAGUCCAUCAUUAUAUUAAACUCACAUUUUAAGUGACAAGAUGCUCAUAUUUCAGGUUCAAUUAUUGGCGAGGGUUCACCACAAAAACUUGGUAUGCUUAUUGGGGUAUUGUGAUGAUGUAGAACAUUUAUCUCUUGUUUAUGAAUAUAUGGAUAAUAAAACCCUCCGAGAUCAUCUAUCAGGUUUGGCUAUACAAAAUUACCUAAUUCUCAAAUUUUGAUGAAAUAAAUAGAUGUUCUUUCAUAACAUGAGUAUUUCUCAUAUAUACUUUCAAUGCAUCAUCAACAUAGGAAAGCACUAAAAUAGCUGCCAUUGCUCUUUUAGGUGAAAUUUACAAUGGUGUUCUGUUAAAUUGGAACCAAAGUGUGAAUAUAGCACCUCAAGCUGCACAAGGUACUUUUGUCCUUAAAAAAUUGACAAAACUAUUCACCUAAGCCACAAGAUAAAGUUUGAUAUAACCAAAAGUUUUAAAAAAAAUGCAGGGCUAGAUUAUCUACAUAAUGGAUGUAGACCACCUAUUGUGCAUAGAGAUAUAAAGAGUAGUAACAUUCUCUUAAAUUGUGAGCUUGUUGCAAAGAUAGCUGACUUUGGACUAUCAAGAGCAUUCAAUAAUGAUAGUGCUACACACAUAACAACUAGGUUAGCUGGUACUCCAGGGUAUCUUGAUCCUGAGUAAGUAUACCUCUUUAUUGUUAUUCUUCCUACUUUUCUCAAUUAAAUACACAUUUAUUUUAUAAAUUAAUGGAUAAAAUAAUAAGAAACAAUUAUCAAGACUAAUGUUCUCUUUAUUGUUGCAGGUAUUAUCAAGAGAAUAGGCUAAAUGAGAAAAGUGAUGUAUAUAGUUUUGGAAUUGUUCUUUUGGAGAUUAUAACUGGUCAACUACCAUAUCAAAAGUCCAUAGAGAGGACACAUAUUGUCAGAUGGGUUCAUUCAAAAGUUGAGAGAGGUGAUAUCAUGAGUAUUAUUGACCCUAAGUUACAAGGAGAGUUCAACAUCAAUAUGGCAUGGAAAAUAGUAGAAAUAGCAAUGUCAUGUGUGACAACAACUUCAGAAGAAAGGAUAACAAUGAGUAAUGUUGUAACACAGUUGACGGAAUGUGUGGAGGUGAAUGAAUCACACAGUGUGCUUGGAAGUGUUAAUUCCUCAAUGCAAAGGAUGAAUGACACAUUACAUUCUAUAUCAACUACUCCACUAACUUCAUUGGCUAGGUAG
Spirodela intermedia is the source of this 4783-nucleotide messenger RNA. NCBI's taxonomy places the organism in Eukaryota, Viridiplantae, Streptophyta, Magnoliopsida, Alismatales, Araceae. The record is from the annotation of a GenBank genome assembly.